This is a messenger RNA of Daphnia magna, 3765 nucleotides long. RefSeq names its product protein SSUH2 homolog. The transcript has 8 exons. The record is from RefSeq and is a predicted model, not a curated record. Bases 1389 to 2765 code for a protein of 458 amino acids. Lineage: Eukaryota; Metazoa; Arthropoda; Branchiopoda; Diplostraca; Daphniidae.
UUUAUCGUGGCUGUACAUCAUUUCGUUUAAGGUGAAACCACUGACAAUUAUUCAUUCAAUAAAAAAUGCCGCUUCUUCGGCACUUUACGUGUGAUACAUUCCGAUAGAUUUUACGAAAGGCUUAAGACAGAUGGCUUCAUCAUCCGGAUUCUGAAUGCGAGGCCAGUCGAAAUAGUAUUUUUUUUUUCUUGUUCUUUGAACUGCUAUAGCGGAUUAUGAUGUGGCCUGAUUUUUCCUAAAUUAUUUAAAAACUUUUCAAGGUGCAGAACCAAUAGGGAAAUACGUGAGGUGGGUAGGUGUCUAGGCGAAAUCGAACAGGUGGGGCAGAUCGUUUCGUUAAAAUGCACGUAUCCAGCGUUAGGCAGCGCCACUGUCACAAUCAGUCUUUACAGGCUUCGGGAGGCAAUUUUAAACGUUUUGUAACUAACUUUUUGCCAGAGCGUGAAUUUGAAUGGCUUUGUUAUUACAAAAAAUAUCUAUAAUAUUUAAAAUUAAUAAAAUAAUAAUGUUGAUCAACCUAUGAGCAAAUUCCUGAUAAGGUUGGCAAACUAGUUUGAUCAUAAAGAUAUGAAUUACUUUACUUUUCUUUGACGUUAUCAGACUGUAGAGAAUACCAGCCAUCUUUGGUUGAAUUUUAAACUUUUAUGGCAUAAAUAUGAUAAGAUGGAAUUCUGUUGCAUCAAGGUAAUAGCCUCCUCCUUUGCAGAAGAUAAAAGAAAGCUAAAUACAAUUAAAGAACAUUUAAUAUGAGCCAUGACUAGAGUUACUGCUUCACAACAGGAGCAAGGUAUUUCCAACCAGUAAUGAUAUUUCAUAUGUUUUCCUAUCACAAAAAGUAUUCUAAUCUGCACGAAAGGGAUUGAUCAUAAAAAUGAUUAAAAUUUAUAAGAUCACUGGGUAUAGAGUGAGACACAAUGUUAAUUAACUAACAGCACAGAAUGCAAUACAUGCUGGUGCUGCUAGAUAAAAUUAUUCAUUAGGAAAACAAAAUAGAAAUUUUUGCUGAUUUACCUAAUAAUUAUGCCAGAAAAAUUAGACAGAUCCACUUUAACAAUUGAUACAGCCAACCUUAAGUGAAUGUUUGAACAAAGUGUUUUGGCGGGAAACAAGAAAUACCACAGUGCACGAUAUGAAUACCAAAUUGUGGAACGUGACGUGAUUCCUACAGGUUAUUGUUCUCGUGGUGUGCAGUAGAUGAAAGAACUAAAUGGUUAACAAUUCUCCGGAGAAAACUUGAGUUAUUCAGACGCUAGAUGGCCUUUGUUGAGGAUAACAUGGAGGCAAUUCCGGCAAUGUAAAAGUGGUUGUCUAUCUGUCAGGUCUUGUUGUUUUCCGUCUGAAGAGUGUAUUUAUACUCUCCCCUAGGUUCAUUUCUCGAUGUCAAGAAGAUGAAGUCAUCCAAGCAGAUGGGACGGAAGAAGCACUACCUGGAACCAGAAACAGUGGAUCUUGAAUAUGAUGAAUUCAGUCCGAGUGCUCCAAAUUUCUCCACUGGAACCAUUCCAUUGCAGUACAGGGAAACAAGCCACUACCUAAGACAUUCCGGAGGCGUUCAGGAAGAUGACGUCGCUCCGUCUGCUCCGCCAUUGGACCACAUGGAUCAAGUUUAUGGUUACGAAACGACAUCGUUUGAUGCAGUGUGCGUUCCUCCUCCGCCGAGUUUGUCCGAAUGGGAAGAGGAUCAGCAGCUGCAACUGGAACAACAGAAAUCACGGGCAGAUGGCGAGAAGAAGGAGCAACAACCCGAACAACAAAUGGCUCAAGGAGAUGGAGCGGGAGGGUGUAGUGGGACGGGGGCAACGAGUCCGUCCCGUAUCCAGAUUGCUGAUCUUCCGCCCGUCAGCGAAGUCGACGCUCGCAAUGCCCUCCUCGGAAUGGUGACCGAACAUUGCUGUUGGGGUCGGUCAGCUGCCCGUCACAUGUCCAUCGGCAAAAUCCUUUCCUCGUCCGCUUUCCACUACGAAAUUCAAACGUUCACCGAGAAACGCGAGACAUCGUGGGCUUUUAUGCCGCACGGUGGAGGCGAAGUUGAUGGUCCUCGUUGCGGUCCAGCCCCUCGUCCGUGGGACAUCCCGGCCGAUCCGACAGACCUUUUUCGCAGCGAAAUGAAAGUGCUUCAAGUGCCGCACACGGCCUCUGUCAAGACGUGUCACCGCUGUCGCGGAGCCGGUAGCCUCCUCUGUCAAGAAUGUCACGGCAAAGGAUGGACGAGGUGCCUGAGUUGCCAUGGUGACGGAUGGGGUUCCGAUUCGGCGGGGAAUAAGGAGCGCUGCUUUUUUUGCCAAUCUUCCACUCACGGAAGAGGUCGCCAGGAUUGUUUGAAAUGCAACGCCAAAGGUCGUGUGGCAUGUCCGCCGUGCGAUAGUUACGGUCAAAUUCGGUGCUAUAUUAGUUUGACCAUCACGUGGAAGGCCAACACGUCCGAACAUAUCGUAGCCAAAUGUUCGUCAUUACCCGAGGAUCUCAUCCGUCAAGUUUCGGGUCAGGUGGUUUACGAAGAGGAAGGUCCCCGCAUCCCACCGUUGAAUCAUUUCGCCGAUCCAACGAUUAAUUUGGCUUCUACUCAGUUGGUGCUCAACCACAAUCGUCAAUGGCCCGAUCAAAGAAUCCUCGCUCAGAGACAACAAGUCAGAAUGGUGCCCGUCACGGAGGUUCACUACACAUGGAAAAGGAGAACGGGUAAAUUUUACCUCUACGGCUACGAGCACAAAGUGUACGCACCCGACUACCCUCAAACUUGCUGUUGGGGAUGCUCCAUUUUGUAACUAUAUACAAUUCCAAAGCAAACAACAACAACAACAAAAAAACGACAACUGCUGGCCGUCUUGACAUGAAACUUUUGCCCUGCUUAGCCCCACUGACAUGCACAACUCGUACAUAAUUCAAGUGUUUCAUGCACAUAAAUGGCUAAAGGAAGCAGCCUGCUUUUCAUAGCGCCGCUUCUUCAGUUUGACAAAUUAUUUGGGACAUUGUGUUUUCUUUUUAUAGACGCCGACUUUGCCAAACAGUCCAACCCAAAACGAUCACAGAUGUAAUUUUUUUAUUUUUUUAUUAUUUCUUAUUUCUUCGUAAUGAUUUAAUAUUAGCGACGUUAUCCUUCUCAAUGUGUUUUCUUUUUGUUUAAAACCCAUCGGUGCGUGUAAAAUUGUCAAAGUUGAACAAAUGCGUGAUUGUUCAUUCGCAUCCAUGACAGGAAGUUGUUCUUCAUUUGGUGUUUUACCAAAUUUUUCUUGAGUUUUUGCCUGUGUUUUUUUUUUAUAAAGCAAUUAUUUUCUACCUCUUGGCGGCGAAAGAUUUUUUUUUUUUUUAAUCAUCAGCCCAUCACCUCCGGUUGCAGUCUUGCCCUCAAUGUAUUUAAUUCUCUUUUUUGGUUUUUUUUUUUUCUUUUGCGUCUUAAUUACGUUUCUUACUGUGCCUCUGUACUUGUGUCUUUAAUUGCAUUUCAGUGUUUUUGAUUACGUUCUUCUUUUCUAUCGAUUUUUGAUUCAUCCUUCUUUUUUUUUUUUUUUUUUUAAUUAUAUAUAAACAUUUAUUUCCAUUUGUUUUUUUAAUGGGAAUAUUUUUACAAAAGCUCUUUUGGUAAUCAAUUCAAAUCUUGUUGUAGCAGCUGUACAAUUUUUUUUUUUUUAUUUCUGUAUGUUUUGAUUUUGGUUGGAGGAAACAGUCGGAUUUGGGCUGGAUUUCUAUUGGAUCUGUUCUGACGCCCAUCGUCUCGCUCUCUCGCAACAACAACAACAAAAUUACAAUACACUCGAUCCUCGUCCA